AUGAGAAACAUUUAUAGGAAAGAGCGCAGCUGAUAUUCUGGUUAUUCUACAUUACAGAAAAUAGGAGUUGAUUUUGCAAUUUACAUGAGCAAAAUACCUGCCCGGAGGCGAUGGAAAUAUGGCCAGCGAGUGAACUGACUUUCCUCGAAAAGGACUUGGAUUAACUUACAGUGACGCCAGAGAGUUGGCAAAUCAUUAGUUUCAUCAGUUAUUAACAUAACUAAUACACGAUAAAACAGUCAUUCAUUCGAUGUCACGAUGGACGGGCCGAUGCGUGUGUUGGUGACGGGUGGCAGUGGGCUGGUGGGACGAGCGAUAGAGCGAGUGGUGAAAGAGGGCGAAGGGAGAGAAGGAGAAGAAUGGGUAUUCCUCUCAUCCAAAGAUGCCAAUCUCAUGAGCGCUGAAGAGACGAGAUCAGUCUUCCAGAAGCAUCGUCCGACACACGUCAUUCAUUUGGCCGCCAUGGUGGGCGGGCUCUUCAGAAACAUGAGACAGAACCUGGACUUCUGGAGGAAUAAUGUAUUUGUCAAUGACAACGUGCUGCAGACAGCUCAUGAGUUCGGGGUGGUGAAGGUCGUUUCUUGCCUGUCCACGUGUAUUUUCCCAGAUAAAACCACCUACCCGAUAGAUGAGACCAUGAUCCACAACGGUCCGCCACAUGAGUCUAAUUUCGGUUAUGCCUACGCCAAACGCAUGAUUGAUGUCCACAACAGGGCGUGUUUUCAGCAGUACGGUCGGAGAUACACAGCCGUCAUCCCCACCAAUGUGUUUGGACCCCAUGACAACUACAACAUUGAGGACGGUCACGUGCUUCCAGGGUUGAUUCACAAGACAUAUCUGGCAAAGAAGGAAGGUAAACCUCUGCAGGUCUGGGGUUCAGGUCGUCCUCUACGGCAGUUCAUCUACUCUCUGGAUCUGGCUCGUCUGUUUCUGUGGGUUUUGAGGGAUUAUGACGAGGUGGAGCCCAUCAUUCUGUCAGUCGGAGAGGAGGAUGAGUUGUCCAUAAAGGGUGCUGUGGACGCUGUGGUUGAAGCGAUGGGUUUCAAAGGUGACGUGAUUUAUGACACUAGUAAAGCAGACGGUCAAUUCAAGAAAACCGCCAGUAACGCCAAACUGUGUAAAUACCUGCCAGACUUCAAGUUCACACCGUUCAAAGCAGCUAUGAAGGAGACGUGCGAUUGGUUUGUGGCCAAUUAUGACAUCGCCCGUAAAUGAAGAUCUUCACAUCUCAUUGGACGAGGUUCUGGAUUUCAUAGUAGCUUUCAUUGGCCAAGGACCAGAGGCCGUCUGACUGAAGUGUAAAACAACCAAUCACAGUUCGUUUUGUGCAGCAUCACGUUUAGGGACGUGAA
Messenger RNA from Rhinichthys klamathensis goyatoka, 1352 nucleotides. RefSeq names its product GDP-L-fucose synthase-like. Lineage: Eukaryota; Metazoa; Chordata; Actinopteri; Cypriniformes; Leuciscidae. Gene Ontology annotation, molecular function: GDP-L-fucose synthase activity. The record is from RefSeq and is a predicted model, not a curated record. The coding region runs from base 259 to 1215 and encodes 318 amino acids. The transcript is spliced from 10 exons. Gene Ontology annotation, biological process: nucleotide-sugar biosynthetic process.